Prunus armeniaca (apricot) is the source of this 501-nucleotide messenger RNA. Lineage: Eukaryota; Viridiplantae; Streptophyta; Magnoliopsida; Rosales; Rosaceae. The record is from the annotation of a GenBank genome assembly.
AUGGACGGUGGAGGAGGUGUGGCAGAAACUAAUAGAAAGCGAGGGGUUGAGAACGACAAGCCGUACAAGGGGAUAAGGAUGAGGAAGUGGGGCAAGUGGGUGGCUGAGAUUCGAGAACCCAACAAGCGCUCCAGAAUUUGGCUCGGCUCCUACUCCACCCCCAUCGCCGCCGCUCGGGCCUACGACACGGCCGUUUUUUACCUGCGGGGCCCGUCGGCGCGCCUCAAUUUUCCCGAGGCUCUGCCGGUCGAAGCCGGCGGCGUCGGCUGCGGAUGCGGCGACAUGUCGGCGGCUUUGAUACGCAAGCGGGCCACCGAGGUCGGCGCCCGAGUCGACGCCGUCGAGACGGCUAUGCGCCACCACCGUGGUGGCACCGCGGCGCCAAACGGAGGUGCCGCUGAGAUUAAGCCCUGCGUGGGUGGAUUCGUGGAUCGGGUCGACCUGAAUAAGAUGCCCGACCCGGAGAAUUCGGACGGUGACUGCGAGUGGGAGACGAAUUAA